AUGGCCGAACCUACUUCCGGUUCCACAUCGACAUCGACAUUACCUCAACUUCCCACUCCCACUUCCUUCCCCUUUCCAUAUCCCAAACCGUAUGAUAUCCAAUUACAAUUGAUGCAAGUGGUUUUCAGAGCUAUAGAAGAUGGUAAGAUAGGUAUAGUCGAAUCACCUACCGGUACGGGUAAAUCCCUCUCCCUCCUCACCUCAACUCUGACAUGGCUAGAACACCAUCAGCAGCGUCUCUCUACCGCUUUUAACUAUGGUUUACGGGAGAAAUUGAGAUUGGACGAUCCCUCGGAUCCCGAAUGGGUGAUCGAACAUUCGCUUAAAGCGAAACUUGCCGAGUUGAGAGGCCUGGAGGAAAAGAGGGAAGAGAGGCUGAAGAAAGCUAGAGAGAGAGAAAGGAAAAUUAGAAAGAGUAUGGGUUUGGGGAUGAAUAAGGGUAUGGGUGUGGUGGUUAAGAAGUCGAAAGUUGAUGGUGGUGUUGACAGGAACAAUGGAGUGAGGAAAGAGGAAGAAGAGUUUUUGCCUGAUGAUUUCGACCAGAGGGAUAUGGAAGGUCCCUAUAUCAGUAAAGAAGUUAGGGAGCUGAUGGAUAAGUACGAGGCUUUCAGACCCAAGAUCAAUGCAGAAGUAGACGAAGAGGAGGAAGAGGAUUUGCCUAAGAUCUACUAUACUUCCCGAACCCAUACUCAACUCCGACAACUUACCUCAGAACUACUCAAAACCUCUUUCCCCGUAUCUGAUCCUCACUCAACUGCCCAUGAUCCCAGCUCGAGCGACAAAUCGAAAGGAGUCAGCCUUGUACCUCUCGGAAGUAGGAAACAACUAUGUAUCAAUGAUAAAGUUCGAUCGUUAGCGAAAAAUAGUGUAGGAGGGGAUGAGAGACUGAACGAAGCUUGUUUGGACAUGCAGAAGUCUGGCAAGACACGAUGCGAGUAUCUUCCUAGCAAAGCUGAAGAAGGUAUAAUGUUAGAUGCUCGAGAUUCAGUUUUGGCCUCGGUAAAAGACAUCGAAGAUAUAGUAGCUAUAGGACGUAAAUCUUGUGUCUGUCCUUAUUACGCUACGAGACGAGCAGUCAAGCAGAGUCAGAUUGUGACACUACCUUAUAAUCUCCUUCUGCAGAAGAAUGCAAGAGAAGCGUUGGAUAUCAAUCUGAAAGAUCAGGUCAUAGUGAUUGACGAAGCGCAUAAUCUUAUCGAUACGUUACUGUCCAUCUAUUCAACCACGUUAACUUCCAAUACGAUAUCUAAUGCGAUAAGCCAAUUGCAACAAUACUACGCCAGAUUCAAAAACAGGUUAAAAUCUGUACAUUCCUUAAAGAUACGACAGGUAUUGAGCCUGCUGCAAGGUUUGACUAAAGUCUGUCAAGAUUUCGUCACUGCCCAUACCGGGAAAGAGAAGAUUAAGAAUGAGGUUUUGAAUGUCAACGAGUUGAUGGAAAGGAUAGGUAAAGGGAAUGAUCAGUCGAAUCCAUUGGAUUUGGUGGGAUAUUUGAAGGAAAGUAAGUUGGCGAGAAAGAUCAGUGGAUUCUCGGAGUUUGUUCUGGAACAGAAAGAGAAAGAGAAACAAGAUGAGAGCAAAUUCAGAAGAACGUCAACACAGCGGCACGCUUCCAUCGCCUCAUUUCAUAUAGUAGAAUCCUUCUUGUUGUCACUUGUAGAUUCGAAAGAUGACGGAAGAGUCAUACUUUCUUCAGAAGAGGGCAAUUCGAACGUAGUGACAAUCAAAUACGUCCUGUUAAACCCCGCAGAAAGGUUCAAAGAGAUUGUUGAAGAAGCUAGAUCGGUCAUUCUAGCAGGAGGCACUAUGGAACCUAUAUCGGAUUUCCUCCAACAGCUAUUCCCUUCAAUACCUAAAGGUCGAUUUUCGACCUUAUCCUGUUCGCAUGUGAUACCGAAAGAGAACCUUUUGACACAGGUGGUAUGUGUGGGACCGAGGAAAACUGAAUUUGAAUUUAAGUAUUCUAAUAGAGAAAAUGAUACUAUUAUGACCGAACUUGGAUCUGUCAUUCAAUCGAUAAUUGGAUUAGUCCCAGAUGGAGUGGUUGUUUUCUUACCUUCCUAUUCGUUUUUGGAUAAAGUAAAGACAACUUGGACGAGUUCGGGCUUGAUGGGAAAAUUAGGAGAUAAGAAGACUCUCUUCUUCGAACCUCAGACUAGUGGUGAUGUGGAGAGUACAUUGAGGGAUUAUGCUCUGGCUAUUUCUUCUGCAAGUGGUGACGCAGUUCAGAAAGGCAAGAAAACUGGAGCGUUGCUUUUCGCAGUAGUAGGAGGUAAAUUGUCAGAAGGUAUCAACUUUUCUGAUUCGCUCGGACGUUGUGUGAUCAUGGUCGGAUUACCAUUUGCCAAUGUCGGUUCUGUAGAAUUGCAAGAACGCAUGAGGUACAUUGAGGGUCUACCUGGGAAUAGUAAAGAGUCGAGUAGGGAGAUGUAUGAGAAUCUAUGUAUGAGGGCGGUCAAUCAAUCUAUCGGUCGAGCUAUAAGACACGCGAAUGAUUAUGCCACAAUCUUACUUAUCGAUAAACGCUAUGGUACACCCCGAAUCAAGAAUAAAUUACCCAAAUGGAUAGGUCAAGAUGUGAAGAUUCAAAAUGAUUUCCCCAGUGUAGCGAAGAAUGUGGCCUUGUUCUUCAGAGAGAAGAGGGAGAAAGAAAGGGGUUUAAAGUGA
Kwoniella botswanensis is the source of this 2667-nucleotide messenger RNA. RefSeq lists its product as uncharacterized. Gene Ontology annotation, biological process: nucleobase-containing compound metabolic process; establishment of sister chromatid cohesion. Lineage: Eukaryota; Fungi; Basidiomycota; Tremellomycetes; Tremellales; Cryptococcaceae. Gene Ontology annotation, molecular function: DNA helicase activity; DNA binding; ATP binding. Gene Ontology annotation, cellular component: nucleus. The record is from RefSeq and is a predicted model, not a curated record. The transcript is spliced from 15 exons. The coding region runs from base 1 to 2667 and encodes 888 amino acids.